Lotus japonicus is the source of this 3408-nucleotide messenger RNA. Its product is annotated as protein translocase subunit SecA, chloroplastic. The transcript is spliced from 20 exons. Gene Ontology annotation, biological process: protein targeting; protein import. Lineage: Eukaryota; Viridiplantae; Streptophyta; Magnoliopsida; Fabales; Fabaceae. Gene Ontology annotation, cellular component: membrane. Bases 186 to 3203 code for a protein of 1005 amino acids. Gene Ontology annotation, molecular function: ATP binding; ABC-type protein transporter activity. The record is from RefSeq and is a predicted model, not a curated record.
UCCUAUCCUUGCUCGUCGCUGCUGGUGUUCUGCUAUCCAUCACACACACUUCCGGCGCCGCAGAAUUCACAAACUUCGUCGCCUCUGCAUGUUACUUCUCCUCCUGAGGGCAUGAAACCAACACGUCGCUUCCCAUUUCCCCAAUAAAUCCACAAUUUCUUCAAAUCCCCUUCUCAAUUCUAAUUAUGGCAGCGUCCUCACUCUCUUCCUCCUUCACCUCCACAACUUUCAACCCCCACACUCACCCUCGCCACAAAACCCUAACCCUACCUGCUUCCUCGUUUCUCCGCCGGAGCCUCCCUCCGCCGUCAGUUUCCAAAUCACGCCGGAGCCGGAGGCGCCGGUCCGGCGCGGUCGCCUCGCUCGGUGGUUUGUUAGGCGGCAUCUUCAAAGGUAACGAUACUGGAGAAGCUACCAGGCAGCAGUAUGCUGCCACUGUUAACCUCAUCAAUCGGUUGGAGCCGGAGAUUUCUGCAUUGUCCGAUUCGGAACUGAGGGAUAAGACCUUUGCGCUGCGAGAACGCGCGCAGCGGGGCGAGGCUUUGGAUUCUCUAUUGCCUGAGGCGUUUGCUGUUGUCAGAGAAGCUUCCAAGAGGGUUCUCGGCCUUCGUCCCUUCGACGUCCAGCUUAUAGGGGGUAUGGUUCUUCACAAGGGAGAAAUAGCAGAAAUGAGGACUGGAGAAGGGAAGACUCUGGUUGCCAUUUUGCCGGCUUAUUUGAACGCAUUAAGUGGGAAGGGAGUUCAUGUUGUUACUGUCAAUGAUUAUCUGGCUCGCCGUGAUUGUGAAUGGGUUGGUCAGGUUCCUCGCUUUCUUGGAUUGAAGGUUGGCCUCAUCCAGCAGAAUAUGACAAGUGAGCAAAGAAGGGAAAAUUACUUAUGUGACAUAACAUAUGUCACUAAUAGUGAGCUUGGUUUUGAUUACUUGAGAGACAAUCUUGCCACGAGUGUCGAGGAGCUUGUCAUAAGGGGUUUCAAUUAUUGUGUCAUUGAUGAGGUAGAUUCAAUCCUUAUCGAUGAAGCUAGAACUCCACUCAUUAUAUCAGGACCAGCAGAGAAACCCAGUGAUCAAUAUUAUAAGGCUGCAAAGAUAGCAGAAGCGUUCGAACGAGAAAUACAUUACACAGUGGACGAAAAGCAAAAAACAGUUUUACUUUCAGAACAAGGUUAUGAAGAUGCUGAAGAUAUUUUAGCUGUCAAAGAUUUAUAUGAUCCACGAGAACAGUGGGCUUCAUAUAUCCUAAAUGCAAUUAAAGCGAAAGAACUAUUUCUUCGAGACGUGAACUACAUAAUUCGUGGAAAAGAGGUUCUAAUUGUCGAUGAGUUUACUGGUCGAGUUAUGCAGGGGAGAAGGUGGAGUGAUGGACUUCACCAAGCCGUUGAAGCAAAGGAAGGGUUGCCCAUUCAAAAUGAAACCGUGACACUGGCUUCUAUUAGUUACCAGAAUUUUUUUCUGCAGUUCCCAAAACUUUGUGGCAUGACUGGCACUGCAGCAACGGAAAGCACAGAAUUUGAGAGCAUUUACAAGCUUAAAGUUACAAUUGUGCCUACAAACAAACCUAUGAUAAGAAAGGAUGACUCUGACGUAGUUUUCAGGGCAACUACUGGGAAAUGGCGCGCAGUUGUAGUGGAAAUCUCAAGAAUGCAUAAAACUGGUCGCCCAGUGCUUGUUGGCACAACCAGUGUUGAGCAGAGUGAUUCUUUGUCGGAACAAUUAAAAGAAGUUGGGAUUCCACAUGAGGUUCUCAAUGCAAAACCCGAAAAUGUUGAGAGGGAGGCAGAGAUUGUCACACAGAGUGGUCGUCUUGGGGCUGUGACAAUUGCUACCAAUAUGGCUGGUCGUGGGACAGAUAUAAUCCUCGGUGGUAAUGCUGAAUUUAUGGCACGGUUGAAGCUUCGUGAGAUACUGAUGCCAAGAGUUGUUAAACCAGCUGAAGGAGAAUUUGUAUCAGUAAAGAAACCUCCUCCCAGUAAGUUUUGGAAGGUGAAUGAGAAGCUGUUUCCAUGCCAACUAUCAAAGAUAAAUGCUGAAUUGGCUGAGAAGGCUGUGGAAUUAGCUGUUAAAACUUGGGGCAAGAGAUCAUUAACUGAGCUUGAAGCAGAGGAGCGCCUAUCUUAUUCUUGUGAAAAGGGCCCUGCCCAAGAUGAAGUCAUUGCUGAGCUGAGAAAUGCAUUUCUGGAAAUCAGCAAGGAAUAUAAAGUCUUCACUGAAGAAGAGAGGAAGAAGGUCGUGGCAGCUGGUGGACUACAUGUAGUGGGUACAGAGCGUCAUGAAUCUAGGCGAAUUGAUAAUCAGCUGCGUGGUCGAAGUGGCAGGCAAGGGGACCCUGGAAGCUCACGCUUUUUCUUAAGUCUUGAAGAUAAUAUUUUUCGGAUAUUUGGUGGGGACCAAAUUCAGGGCUUAAUGCGAGCUUUCAGAGUGGAAGACCUACCUAUUGAGUCCAAGAUGUUGACCAAAGCAUUAGAUGAAGCCCAAAGGAAAGUAGAGAACUAUUUCUUUGACAUUCGGAAGCAACUAUUUGAGUUUGAUGAAGUACUUAACAGCCAAAGAGAUCGUGUUUAUACAGAGAGAAGACGAGCCCUUGAAUCUGACAAUCUUCAGUCUCUUCUUAUUGAAUAUGCUGAAUUGACGAUGGAUGACAUUUUAGAGGCAAACAUUGGCUCUGAUUCUACAAAAGACAGCUGGGAUCUCGAGAAACUGAUCGCCAAAAUUCAGCAAUAUUGCUACUUGUUGAAUGAUCUGACUCCUGAUUUGCUGAGGAGCAAGUGCUCAGAUUAUGGGGAAUUGCAGAACUAUCUCCAGCUUCGUGGUAAAGAAGCCUAUCAGCAAAAAAGGGAUAUUGUGGAGCAACAAGCACCAGGAUUGAUGAAAGAAGCAGAGCGAUUCCUGAUCUUGAGCAAUAUUGAUCGCCUGUGGAAAGAGCAUCUACAAGCACUAAAAUUUGUUCAACAAGCUGUGGGUUUACGAGGAUAUGCACAGCGGGAUCCACUCAUUGAAUACAAGCUUGAGGGCUACAACCUUUUCUUGGAAAUGAUGGCACAAAUAAGAAGAAAUGUUAUUUAUUCUAUAUAUCAGUUUAAACCUGUGAUGGUAAAGCAGGAUCAGGAUAAAACGGAGAAUCCGAAAUCAGGAAAACGUAACGCACGCAAUCAAGCCAAUACCAACUCAGAACCAAUUGGCACUGUUGAGCCUUCAAGUAUAUAACCGGAAUCCCAACUUUUUGAACGAGAAAGAACAACUCGAAAGGCUUAACGGGAUCAGAUCCUCCCUGCAUGUAUAAUUUAAUGUAAAAUAUAAGUUUGAUGCUCAAACUGUAAAAGAAAUGUAGCAGGUAGCCAGUUGUAAAAGAAGUACACCAUUUUUAUCCCCACAUCCCAAAGAAGAAAAAAGAAGAUGCAUUUUUUUUUUU